This is a messenger RNA of Raphanus sativus (radish), 982 nucleotides long. RefSeq lists its product as uncharacterized. The record is from RefSeq and is a predicted model, not a curated record. The transcript has 2 exons. NCBI's taxonomy places the organism in Eukaryota, Viridiplantae, Streptophyta, Magnoliopsida, Brassicales, Brassicaceae. The coding region runs from base 20 to 982 and encodes 320 amino acids.
AUUUUUUUUUUCAAGCAGGAUGUCAUCAUCUUCAUCCGAUGGACUCGACCAAAGAUUGGAUGAAGUUUUCGACGAAAUAUGCGAAGAUACAUUAAACAACUUCUUGGAACCCCAAACCGAUAAGCAAAGGAAGCGUGCUUAUAUAGAACGAAACCGUGAAGAAGGACACACCCGUUUAUGGAAUGACUACUUUGCCGAAAAUCCCACAUAUGAAGCACAUUUAUUCAGACGCCGUUUCCGUAUGAACAAGGAAUUAUUCAUGAGUAUUGUCUAUAGCCUCUCACAGAACGUUCCAUUCUUUCAACACAAACCAGAUGCUACCGGGAGGCUUGGUCUUUCUCCACUACAAAAAUGUACGGCAGCAAUUCGUAUGCUUGCAUAUGGUUCGGCGGCUGACGCGGUUGACGAAUAUCUCCGACUUGGUGAAAGCACGGCACUUUCGUGUUUACAUCAUUUCACUGAUGGAAUAAUACAAUUAUUUGGGGAUCAGUAUUUACGCAGACCCACACCAGAGGAUCUUCAACGACUUCUCGACAUUGGAGAAAAACGCGGGUUUCCUGGGAUGAUUGGAAGCAUUGACUGUAUGCAUUGGAGGUGGAAAAAUUGUCCAACCGGUUGGAAAGGACAGUACGCACGUGGAUCAAGCAAACCGACAAUUGUCUUUAGAGGCUGUACCUUAAAUGAUAUUAAUGUCCUCGAUCGAUCUCCUGUUUUUGAUGACAUUAUAGAAGGUCGAGCUCCAAGGUUAGAGUACGUGGUCAACGGACACAAGUAUAAGUUAGCUUACUAUCUCACAGACGGUAUAUAUCCAAAAUGGUCAACAUUUAUCCAAUCUAUCUCACGUCCUCAAGGUCCUAAAGCACGGUUAUUUGCUAAAAAACAAGAAGCAGCCCGAAAAGAUGUGGAACAUGCUUUUGGAGUUUUGCAAGCUCGAUUUGCGAUUGUCAAAAAUCCGGCUCUUACAUGGGACAAAAAAAGAUAG